Molecule: messenger RNA, 3616 nt
Organism: Portunus trituberculatus (swimming crab)
Lineage: Eukaryota; Metazoa; Arthropoda; Malacostraca; Decapoda; Portunidae
Product: Krueppel-like factor 12
Exons: 7
Coding region: 945-1976 (343 amino acids)
Biological process (GO): regulation of transcription by RNA polymerase II
Molecular function (GO): DNA-binding transcription factor activity, RNA polymerase II-specific; RNA polymerase II cis-regulatory region sequence-specific DNA binding
Source: RefSeq, a predicted model, not a curated record
AAAUGGUGGGAGACAUGAGUGGGACAGUUUGAAGGGGUCAAGGAGGCAUGGGCUGGGCGUGAGAAGAGCGUGAGAAUGGCAAGGCAGGGCGUGGUGAGGGCGUGGGGACAGCGUCAGGCCUCCCGUGGCUUGCGUCUCGGCGUCACCCACCAAGUCACUCUAUCGCACUUAUCUGCGUAUCAUCCUUAUCAGCGGCACCAGUGCUGCUCGUCCUUCGCCAGGCAGCUGCCCUGCCACAACACUCGCUUAUCAGGGACGCCGCCCACUCCUGGACCCGCCCACACUUGACGCCCACACACGUGACUCCCUCCAGCUGAGGCGACGCCCCGCUCUGCCUCACACUCCCAGUACUGCUCCCCGCGCUCCGCUCCCCUCCCUCCCGCGCUCCUCACAUGUCAAAACCCAAUAUUAAGUAACCCCACCACCUCACACGUGCCUCGCCUCACCCCAGCAACCCCAGGAACCCCGUGGUGAUGAGGGGAAGGCAGCGAUGGGCGGGGAAGCGAGGAGGCUGGGUGGUGCUGGGCGUGGCGCGGCCAAUCAGCAGGCAGGCGGAGGGUGCGGCAGCCUCGCCCAUCAGCCAGGCCCAACAGGUAGUUUAGUGUUCUCGUCGCCACGAGGGAGUGAGGCUGUGUGGCCCACGCCUGUGAUACUCUGUAGAUAGAAUUAGUGCUAGUGUCUGUUUAGUAUUUUUAUAUACUUGGUGCGGAAAGCCGUGCGGGUGGUGUGGAGUGACGCGUUGUGCUUGUGGGGAGAGUGAGCCGAGCAGCAAGACCCCCUCCGUCCUGCAGUGCCUUUCUUGGAUUAAUGAAUGCCUAACGAGGCGGUGACAGGUGUCUACUGACCUCGGGGACACCAAAGACCGUGCCACAGACCCCAGCAGUGCAGUGCCGCCGCCGCCGCCACGCGCCAUCACGCCGACACAGCAGCAGACAAGGUGAGGGAUGGUGACCUCUCUGGGGCUCGAGCCGGCGCAGCAAUGUAAGCGUGUGGGGGUGAGCGAGGAGGGGGGGAUAGCGGCCCCUGUACUUCUCAAGGUCCCUGCUCUUGGGAAGCGACCAGCCAUGCAUCCUAACAUGACAUCCAAGGAGCACUCCAGUCAACACUCUCACCGCCACUCCUCACCUCUGCAGGCUGAGGGGCCGCCGGAGCAGGUGGAGCCAGUGGACCUGAGUGUGAGGACCACCAAGUUGCACGAGAAGGAGGCUGACCUACCCAUUCGCAGCUUCAAGGAUCACUCAGGGGUCGUCCUCAAGGUGCCCACCAUCUCCUCCCUCGCCCUCCAAAGCAUCGGUGUGGGGGUUGACCUCUCCCUCAAAAAUGAACACGACUCCCCGCCCGGCGCAGAGCCCUUCAGCGUGAGUCUGGAGGCGGCCCUGCGGACUGGCUCCACCACCCUCCUCUCCAUCAGCAAAUUAAGAGAAGCAUCGUUGAUGUCUUACAGGGCGCUGUGCGGGAAGAGGUCCCUCAGCGAGAGCCCCUCGCCGCCGCCCUCCUCGGGCCCGCCGGUGGCCCACCUCGCCUCCUCGGGCGUCUCCGUGUCCAUCUCCUCCGCCGCCGCCGUCACCGCUGCCACGCUCCUCUCACCUUCUUCACACUCACUCAUCUCCUCGUCGUCGUCAUCGUCGUCGUCCCCUCCAUCUCCUCCCACGGGCGCGCGGACACCAGGACGGCCGCCGCCCCCCACUGCCGACUACACGGACGCACUGCGGCGGCGAAAGGUCCACAAGUGUGACUUUGAGGGAUGCGAAAAGGUCUACACCAAAAGUUCGCAUCUCAAGGCACACAAGCGCACACACACAGGAGAGAAGCCGUACCAGUGCACGUGGGACGGCUGCAUGUGGAGGUUUGCACGAUCUGACGAGCUGACGCGCCACUACCGUAAACACACAGGCCAGAAGCCCUUCAAGUGCCAGCUGUGUCAGCGGUCAUUCUCGCGGUCAGACCACCUCUCGCUGCACAUGAAGCGGCACUGAGGGCGCGGCGCCGCGGGCUGGUAAUCUCCCCGUCCGCGGGUGCCGGGACCGCUUGGUCCUCGCCCUCCCGCGCGGAGGUGCUGAGGGACGGAGAAAACACGUGCCAAGGGCGCCUCCAUGAAGCGCGCAUCACUGGCCUCCGGGGAUAAGCGCAGGGGGCGGAGGCUGCAGCGGAGUCUGGCCUCGCUUCUCCCGGCGUCGGCGUGGGCCGGACACCGCGCCGGCUGGCCUCUCUUCCCCCGCCGCGGGACGAGGUGACGGUCUGACGGGACGCAGCUGGUGCCGUUGGAUCCCUGUACAGUUUGUGUCGACUUAAAGCUAAAUACAAACCUUCGCCUCGGUGUACGAACAGUAACUCUGUGUUAUCACUAGUGAUAGUGUGUGAUAGUAAGGGAAACGCACUUUUAAGAAGUUGUUCCAACCAAGGAGGAAAAUGCACAAUGGUCACUAAAAAAGAAAACGUAAAUCCAGGGUUGCGUCGCUAAUCUCCAGCACGUGACGAGUGCUUCAUGCAGACAAUAUACCGACAUUAUACAUUGAACCGCUGUCUUCCAGAUGCCUUGUGACUUACCAUAGAAUGUAUUUUCACUUCAGAAGAAGCAUGCGCUCCAGAGACAUUCGUCAUGAUUGGAUUUUAUACAAUAAGCUGGUUACAUUAGCCUCAGUAUUUGGCAACUUUUCACAAAGGUGGGGUUAUUCAAAUCUUUUACGCUUGGAAAGAAAAAUUUCAGCAGUGAUACUAUUUCUAAGCACAAAUAGAUAAACAGUGCAUGUAGUAGUCUUCCAACUUCCUUGUGAUGGAAACAGUGUUAACUUACGAGAUCUUCCAUUACUGAGCUGACAGCCCAAGAUAGCCUCGGCAGGGGCACCCACCCCCGCACACCCCUCAGGAAAUCCCCUCACCCCUCAUCCUUCACCCCUUCCCCAUCACCCCGCAGGGCAACUGUUCCUUGCGGGGAUGACACAAUUGACAGUAGUUUAUUUAUUACCCUUGAUUCCUUUGAGUGUACAGGCAGUUCCUCCCCGCCCCACCAUACCAUCCCUCCCUCCCUCCCGCCCCGAGCCUCGCCGUGUGCCGCGUUGGGUGCCCUUGACGAGUUCACUUGUAGGGACCACGGGACUACAGGGCCUCAGUGCGAAGCCUUUGCUCGAUUUUAUGUAGGAUACGCAGUCUCCACGAUGUAUUUAGAAUCAAAAGAACUGUGAUUUCUCUCACUGUACUUAUUUCUGCGACUCCUGUGUUUCGUUGUUGUUAAUUUUCUUGGUUCUGAUAAGUCUUUUUUUUUAUAUAUAUAUAUCGUCUGAAAUGCACCCAAUAGGGGAUCUAACAUAAGUAUAGUACAAACUGCUAGCCGGAGUGCUUCUUCUUUCGUUGUUAUUAUUGUUAUUUUUUAUUCUAUUAUUUCUCCUUCAGUGCGACAUCAACUCUGUGGGGUCUGUACUGCCACCUGGCGGCUCUCAGGUGAACUCUUAGGGCGCUCGUGUCGUGAGGAACUGGCAGGUGUGGUUUUGUCCCAUUUUGUCCCAUUUUUGCAUUUUCCUCAUUUCCUCAUCUUUGUUUUCUUCACUUUCCUUCACGUUUUCUUUCUCAUUUCACUCAAUUUCCUUUUCUUCGUUUUCUUUUCCUCCUAUUUUUACUU